AGUGGCACACCGUUGUUCUUACUGAACAGUCGUUACGGUGGCAGAACGGUUAAAACUACCGGACUUUACAGCAGCAAUAACUGUGUUUUUUUCAGUGUAGAGGGACGGUGCGUUUACGCUGAAAAGUGAGUCCGAAAAUGAAGGGAAGCUCUCUCCACUUUUCCGCCGUUCUUGCGUUCGGUUGGCAUACAUCGAAAGAUGGCUCGUGUCGGUGUUCUCGACACAAGAAAGCGCUGCUUGUGUACACGUGCCUAGCAGACACUGCUUUGCGUUCGGAGCUCCUAUUAUAAAAUUAAAAAUAAGUUAAAUUUUUCAUAAACUCAUAUUAAAACUGAUUAGUGUCAUUUCUGGUUGAUUUUAUUUGCCUCUGGCUUUAAAUAGGCAUACUUGCUACUAUGAUUAUCGAAUAAAGCAAUAUUCAUUAUAUUAUGUGUGUGGCGAUAUUAUUAUAUGUGUGUGUAUAUACACACACAUAUAAUGAUAAUAUAUCGCCUAAACAAAAUUUAAUGUAUGCGUUUCAAUGUAUAAUCAGUGGAUAACAAAAUGCCAAAAUAUAAAAAUAUACUUAAGUUGCUUUAAAGCUCUAUUUGAUUUCUUCCAAACGUAACUGCACUGCAUUGAUAAAUAUACUUAUUAAAAUUUGCGUAAUGCAGAUAGUUGCAACUUUUCCGAUGAAAAAAAUCUAAACAAAAAUAGAAAAAUAUCUCAUUAUUCAAGUAGGCAUUACUUAAAAAACCUAAAAAAAUAAAACUAAUUUUUGAUACAUUCUUUGAUUAUGAUUCUUAAAGAAAUCUGUCAAAUAGCAUUAAAGCAGCGCGUUCACUUCUGUUAUGAUGCUUGAAUUCUGCCGAGCUCUCGUAGGCUGUACACCUACGUAUCGGGAAUUCGCUCGAGCUCAUGUACGCAGAAGGUUCUUUCAAUGCGUACAAUCCGAACGCACAGAAGCAGAGAAGAGGGGAGAGUUUCCCCUCAUUUUUGGCUUGUUCUCUUCGCCUGUAAACGGAGCUAGCGCACCGUCCUUCUAUACUAAGUCUGUGGUUAGAAUAUUUCAGUAAAGCCAUAAUAUCUGAUCAAUAAUGGUUCCAUAGUUUAUUUUUGAACCUUGAUAUAAUCUUGUCCCACACGGAGAAAAAAAUGUUGAAUCUACCGAAGCGACUUCAGUAGGAUCUACUUGAGUAAAAAAUGUGCCGGAAUAGACUCGCACAGCACAAAAUUUCCGAGCGAGAAAAGUGGGGGAAGCGCAGCAGUGGCGGUAGGCGGGGCUAGACGAGUUUAGGCCCUUCUGCGCAUUUGAUAAGUGUCUACCGCACAGGAUUUUCUUUACCUAAGUCGUCAAGUAGAUUCUACUGAAGUUUUGAGUAGCCUCAACGUUUUUUUCUCCGUGCAAACAUAUAAUUCUUCGCAGAGCGUCGGGACCUCAGUUUUGAGAGAGCCAUGCGAGGCUGCAGAUGAGCCACUGCAGAAAAUCCAAUACAAGAUUGAAGAACUGCUGAACAUCUACAGAACUGUUCAACUAGCUCGUGCUCAUUCACGAAAAUCCCUAGCCUGUCCUUUUGAAUCGCCUUUUUGUUUCAAAAAAAUUGACAAUCCUCGCUUCACUGUAGCAGAACUCUCACUAGACAUCAGCAAUACAGUAUGGUGCCUCUAUUCUUAGCAGAAAGGCACAGGUCAUAGUUCAUCGUUCUUCCAAAAAAUCUUAUACAGGAAGAUGCAUGUAAGGUACUGCGUAUACUGUAGCAGCGGUCGUGGCUCUUAUUUGCCGCGGUUCAUUAAAUCAGAUCCGUACGAUGACAAAGACGUUAGAACAUAUGACAGCAUGCUGCACAGUACACUCACCAAGAUCAUCGACGAGCGCCGUCUCACCAGCGGCCAAAUAAAGGAGCUUCUUCGUACCUCCGAGGAUGCCGAUCAGGAAUCCAUGGUCAAGCUAAUACUGGAGCAGGAGCCCGCCCUCAGCGAGAUAUUUCCAAAUGGAAAUAAGGUCUCGCUCAUCAAGAUCGCUGUCGCAUUAUGCUACCAAAAAUCAGCUGAAAUGCUCCUCCGCUCAGGUGCCGCCGAUGUCAAUUCAGUAGGUGAAAUUUUGGUCUUAAGUGAGUCCAUUCUCCACACCCUUCUUAAGAUGUAUCCUUCCUCGUGGAACGAGCGAUUGUUCGAACUGGCAAUGGAGCAGGGUGCCGACUUGGAAGCUCGUGACUAUAUGGAAAAUACCGUUCUGGAUGCCGCGGUAGCAGCAGGCCGAGUCAGGGAGGUUAAAAUGUUACUCUCAAAAGGAGUCGAAGUCAAUACCACUAACGAUUACGGCGAGACACCGCUGAUCACGGCGGUCUUGUGGAAAGUCGAGAAUAAUUAUGACGAAGAAUUACUAAUGUUGCUGCUGGAACACGGAGCAGAUGCUACCGCCAGGGAAAUCAGAGGAUGGAACGCCUUACACCACGUUGCGGCCUGGAAGCCUACCGUUGCUGAUCAGCCUAACUGGGCCAGAGUCUUGAUCGAGAAUGGCGCCUCGGUCAACGACAGAAGCUAUUUGAGGUCGACCGGAGUAUAUCAUCAUCAGCCGAUACACUUUGCUGCGCGCUCUGGAAAUCUUGAAACGAUAAAGCUUUUUUUGGACCACGGGGCAAACGUGAAUUCACGAGCAGACACGAUGGACUGUUUUCCACUGUACUACGCUUCUGAGUAUAAUUGGCCGACUGUGGUAUUAACUCUACUCGAACGCGGCGCGGACGUUGACCAGAGCACGAGCGAAGGUCUCACCGCGUUGCACAUCGCCUGCAGCAAACAGGCAAAUAAGACAAUCGAACUGCUGCUGUUCUCCGGCGGGGCGGAUAUCCUCGCUGAGGACCUCCAGGGUAGAACACCUUUCUCUCUGAUGAACGUAUCAUCGGGUGAUUCCAAUUCAAGCGUCCAGUUGAUGCUCAGGAUGCUGGCACUGAAGAGGACUCGCAUGCAGCCGUCGAUCGAAUUGAAGGACGAACGACGCAUCAAGGACCACUCGGAGCUGUGGGAAUAUUAUCGAGACUGCAUCGAAGAGGUCAACAGGAUGAAAUCUACAAGAUUUAUAGGGACUUGCUCACUUUUAGACCUCAUAACUAAAUGCCAGUGCCAGAUAGCGACGCCCAUGCGGAACCGCGAAUUCGAGAGCAGAUUUAGUCAGCACAUCAACGUUUUUCCCAAGUACGCCGAAUACCUGCUCGAAGCUAUUGAUGCCGCGCGUGCUUACUACAGCGAUUUGCUGCAAAGCGAGGACUUGAUCGACGAGGUUAGUUAUAAUAUUUGGCCUCAUAUGACUGUGAGGAAAGUGGCUCGUUACGUGACUGGCUGCGGACAAUGUGCACUCAGAGAAGUGGUGCGCGCGUCUCGGGGCAGCAGUAGUGCGUAAUUCCGAGGAUAACUCGAAUUGCCUCUACGCGACCAAUAAGAAUUCUGAAUUUCGCAGAUGCAGGAGAGGUACAGUACUCUGAGCAAGUCAUUCUUUUUUUCCUAUCCGCGCAUCGUACAUCUACACACCGACACGGAACAGAAAAAAGUGCAUGCCCGAGCGUUCCUGCUCAUCUCAAGUAGAAAGGGAAAAAGACCGCCGACACACUGGAUACGAUCAGUAUAUCUAGUUUUUUCGUCUCUUCUCCGAGAAAAGGCCCGUCGACACCUCCUCGCAGUUUGGAGGAUGUCUCUGCGCGAGAAUAAAUGUAUUUAUCAUCGCUAAUUAGCUACAAUAAAAAAUAAAAACCGCUGCCAAUUCUUUGGCACGUAGUUUCCUUCAACAUUAUGUAUCUGCUGUAAUAUCUGAAUUGUUUUUACUUUAUACAUAUAUAUAUACACUCACACACACAAUUCUAUAAAGUAUUUGUACUUUUUCGUUUGAUAGAUAAAAUUAUUUUGAAUCAAUUA
Nasonia vitripennis (jewel wasp) is the source of this 3888-nucleotide messenger RNA. RefSeq names its product putative ankyrin repeat protein RF_0381. Bases 1709 to 3379 code for a protein of 556 amino acids. Gene Ontology annotation, molecular function: protein binding. The transcript is spliced from 3 exons. NCBI's taxonomy places the organism in Eukaryota, Metazoa, Arthropoda, Insecta, Hymenoptera, Pteromalidae. The record is from RefSeq and is a predicted model, not a curated record.